UUACAGAAAAUAUUAAAUUUUUUGUGAUUUAUAUCGUUAUCGGGACGAUAGAUGUUUUAUAUCGGGAUAUGAGAUUUUGGUCAUAUCGCACAGCCCUAUUCAUACAUUACUAAAUCUUUUGGGGAAGGUAUAAUAAGUGCCAGACACACAAACUCAGACACAUAUCGCUGUGAUCUCAGUCAGCAGCACAGGAGCUCCUCCUCUCCUCUGAUGCCCAUGGAGGAUCUAGAAGGAAAAAGGUCGAGGUGGUCACAUUUUCUUAAAAGUAAGUUGUGAGUUAGUGUUGCCUGAUCUCCCUGACUUUCUUUUUUUCAGUCAGACUAAGUAACCUAGUUUGAAUGUGAGUAGAAAUCCUGCCGAAACACGUUUGAGCGGUAUGGUUCAGAGGUCUAUGAAUUCAAAUAAAUUUGUCAUUGAUAGAAAAAAGCUGCAACAUGCACAUUUAAACAGUUCUCUCUCCAAAGAAAACACACCGACAUCAGAUUAACAGAUAAGAUGACACAAGAGGAAGUGCAUGUAGUCAGCAAGGUGAAUUACAUUCCCAGAAUACCGACAGUCCUGUAUAUGUGCAAGAAACGAAGUGUGCAACACUCGGAAUUUAAGGUGCAUGACACGUGUCUUAACUAUAUCAAGCAAAUAUUCUGUAUUGGUUAAUGGUGAAAGAAGUAUUUCCUAAAGCUUGACAUUUUCAGUUUACAGUUUAUUACCAAAGGUUUUAAGAGUUUAUACACAUGGUGUUCUGUGGAGCUAACUAGGCUGCACGCGUUGCACGUCUUCACUCGGUGUUGGAGGCCACCCCUCCCUGUUUGUUCUGGCUCGCUGCCAACACAUAUACACACACACAACUGCCCCACUUAUCUAAAGGGAGGGGUGGUCUCUCACGCAGAGGAGCUGAGAUUGAAUAAAUGUAAGAAACAGAAAUGAGAAAGGAAUCAGAAACUGUUUUCUGUAGUAAAUGCGUGCAGGAGGGAGAGGGAGGGAAUGUAGAAAUGGACUUUCAAGAAGGAUGCAUGUUUCAAGGCGCAGAGCAUCAAGUGACUCUAAGAACACAUUGCAAUGUGAAUCACUGCAUGUAACUGCACCAAACUUGGAUUUACCAUAAAGCGCAGACAAUUUCAUCCCAUUAGUGUCUGCUAAUGUGGUUAAUGAGAGAAGAGGAAAUGAUUUGGCCCCAGUGUGCUUUAAAUUGAGGUUAUAUGAGUUGGCUGCUUCUGUAGAGCUGCGUAGCCAUAGAGAAGAGCUUUGAGCUGAGAAAGAGAGGUGAGAUUUGGGUUGGGUGAGGGAGGGGGGGAUGUAGAGGUGGUGUUUCCCUGCCUGUUCCAGCUUUGAGGUAUUGUGUGUCAUCUCUCAGCACUCUCCACUGCAGCCGUCUGCUGAAUAGUAAUCAGUGACACCAGGAUAGAAGAGGGGGAAGGAGGUGGCGUGAGAGAGGGAGGGAGAGAGACAAAAAGAAAGAUUGCAAAGAGACAGAGAGAGAGUGAGGAAAGCGAGACAUGGGGAGGGAGGUGGAAUGCCAAGCUGACAAUCCUGCUGCAUUAUCUGCCUGAUGGUAGAGCAAGUGUGAAAGGAGGGAAAGGAUAGAAGAGGCUGAGGCGGAGAUCUACUGGAGGAUGCUGUGGGGUUCCAUGAGGAGUGUGAUGUGAAAGCGAUCUAGCAUUUUCAGCUGGCUUUGAUCGACUCCAAACUCUGCACUUUGUCCAAAGCUGAAAUUCAGUUCCACAUCGCUCAUUUAUAUGAGAUCCAGAAGAAAUACAGAGCAGCGAAGGAAGCGUAUGAAAGUCUGUUGCAGACGGAAAAUCUUCCUGCACAAGUGAAGGCGACCACACUGCAACAACUUGGCUGGAUGCAUCACACAGUGGAACAGUUGGGGGAUAAAGGCACCAAGGACAGCUAUGCCAUCCAGUGUCUGCAAAAGUCUUUAGAGGCAGACCCAAACUCUGGCCAGUCUUGGUACUUUCUUGGCAGGUGCUACUCCAGUAUUGGGAAGGUGCAGGAUGCCUUCAUCUCUUACCGGCAGUCCAUUGAUAAAUCGGAGGCCAGUGCUGACACCUGGUGCUCUAUAGGGGUGCUUUACCAGCAGCAGAACCAGCCUAUGGAUGCACUGCAGGCUUACAUCUGUGCUGUUCAACUGGAUCACAGCCACGCCGCCGCCUGGAUGGAUCUGGGCACUCUCUACGAAUCCUGCGGCCAGCCGCACGACGCUAUCAAGUGCUACAUCAACGCUACUCGCAGCAAGGCCUGCCUCAAUACUGCUGCACUCACACAACGUAUCAAGCUGCUGCAGGCUCAGUUGUGUAACCUACAACCAGGUAGUCUGCAGAAUAAGAGUAAAAUGCUUCCUAGUAUUGAGGAGGCAUGGAGCCUACCCAUUCCUGCUGAGCUCACGUCCAGGCAGGGGACCCUGAACACUGCACAGACACAGCAGGCCUGUAAAGGGGAGGGAGGCCAGUCUGCCAGCAAUCAUGCAGAACCGCAGGCCAGUCCUGCUAAGAAGAAACGCACUGCCAGCCCAGCCAAGGGUGCUGCAGACUCGUGGGGAAACACCACCAAUCAACAGCAAAUCAAGCUUCAGCACCUGGAACACUUGCGGACCAACCGAGCAAACCUCAACCCCCACCAGUUGCAGAUGCUGGAGCAGCUGGAGAAGCAGUUCUCGCUCAUGCAGCAUCAUCAGCAGAUUCGGCAGCAGGCAGCAGCAGGUGGCCAACCGAGGCCCAGCCUUCCCAACGGCGAAUUGGCUGGGCCCUCUCCCCACCACGCAGGCUUCUCUCGCACCUCCCCUCUCAAUCACACAGCCACCCGGUCCCCGUGUGUCACUCAGCCCACAGCCAAUGGAUCCUGUUCCACAAGUCCUUCAGCGGGGCUGCCUGGCCACCUGGACAAAAAUCACAACCUGGGACUGGGAGGUGGCGGCGCAAGCAACGGAAACGUGCCUUACCCGCAGCAGAACUCUCUACCUCACAACUGCAAAGCCGCCAGUCAACCCAGCACCAGCAGCACUACCAGUAGUCCCAGUCAAGCAGACGAGACAUGGAGGAGCCAACAACGCAACACUACCACUCAGGGGCUUCAAAAAGGUCCAGGUUCACAUUCGGCAGGUCCUAAUGGAGAACCCCCUUUUUCUUCUUCCUCCUCCCCUCAGACCUCGUUCACAUCAUCUGGCAUUCUGAAUCAGGUUGGACAUUCCUCUGGGCCCUGCACUGCCUCUUCCUCUGCCUCGUCUUUAUCCCCCACUUCCCCUCAGACAACCCCCAACCACUUGUCCUCACCUCCCCACUCCGCUACUACCUCAGGGGUCCACACCAAAGACACCACGCCUUCAGGGGGCAACACCGGCAGCAGUGCUGCAGCUGCCGCUUUGCCAUCAGGUCAGGAGGCUGCCAUCAGGCAUUCCGGAGGGACGUCGCAUAGUCCCAGCACCACCCCUGCGCAGGGAUUGACUAAUCACAUCCAGCCACGGGUGACUGACGGCUCUGCCAGCGCGUCUCUGCCCAGCUCUCCUGCCCCCAGCGUGCUCAGUUCAGACAAUCCUCUCUCAGCCUUGAUAAAGGGAAAAGCUAAUACUACCAGUAACGACAAUAACAAUAACUACAGCAACCACGGAGGGUCUUCCUCAGAGAAAAUGAACAAUGUCCAUCCAGGUCUCAAUGGCGCCACCAAGCCAGUUUCAGAGCACUCAGUGGCAUCCUCGCCACUUUCUGCCACUGCGAUGCCCUCUCCAUGUUCAGCAGACCCUCACACCAUUAACAGCCUCCCCUGCCUUAACAGCCCGUCCAGUACAAACAGUCAGGGGCCCACGCUCAAUGGAAAGGGGCUGGAGGACUCCCAGAGCCCAAUGAAGGUGGAGCCUUGUGGGGGGCCUCAUAGACAUUCUGGCCCUGCUGGCCUGGCUCCCUGGUCCUCAGUUUCCAUCUACCCCAGCUCCAGUGAAAUGCUCAAAGCAUGCAGGAAUCUGGGGAAGAACGGCCUGUCGACCAGCAGCAUCCUCUUGGACAGGUGUCCCCCACCACGGCCUCCUCGUGCGCCAUCUCCUCCACUGCCAAAGGACAAACUCAAUCCCCCAACACCCAGUAUUUAUCUAGAAAACAAGAGGGAUGCCUUCUUCCCCCCCCUUCAUCAGUUCUGCACCAAUCCCACCAACCCGGUCACUGUCAUCAGAGGACUGGCUGGAGCACUCAAACUAGACUUGGGCCUGUUCUCCACUAAGACACUGGUGGAGGCUAACCCAGACCAUUUAGUGGAGGUGCGGACUCAGCUGGCUCAGCCCACCGAUGAGAACUGGGAUCCCAGCGGCAACAGGAAGAUGUGGCGCUGUGAGAGCAGCCGCUCACACACCACCAUCAUCAAAUACGCCCAGUACCAGGCAUCGUCCUUCCAGGAGUCUCUGCGGGAAGAAAAUGAGAAGAAAAAGGAGGUGGAAGCGGAGGCGGGUUCCUCAGACGGUGUGAAGCGAAGGAAGGGUCUGUUCAAACACAUCAAGUUUGGCACCAACAUCGAACUCUCAGAUGACAAGAAGUGGAAGCAGCAGCUGCAGGAGCUGACUAAGUUGCCUGCCUUCGCCAGAGUGGUGUCAGCUGGUAACCUGCUCAGUCACGUAGGUCACACAAUCCUGGGCAUGAAUACUGUGCAGCUCUAUAUGAAGGUGCCAGGGAGCAGGACACCAGGUCACCAAGAAAACAACAAUUUCUGCUCCGUCAAUAUUAAUAUUGGUCCUGGGGACUGCGAGUGGUUUGCUGUGCCUGAGCCAUACUGGGGCGUCAUCAAUGAAUUCUGUGAAAAGAACAACAUUAACUACCUGAUGGGCUCCUGGUGGCCCAACCUGGAGGACUUGUACGAGACCAAUGUGCCUGUUUACCGCUUCAUCCAGCGUCCCGGGGACUUGGUGUGGCUUAAUACAGGCACAGUUCAUUGGGUUCAGGCCAUCGGCUGGUGCAACAACAUCGCGUGGAAUGUCGGACCCCUUACAGCCCAUCAGUACAAGCUGGCGGUGGAGCGCUACGAGUGGAACAAACUGCAGAGCGUCAAAUCCAUCGUUCCCAUGAUCCACCUCUCAUGGAACAUGGCCAGGAACAUUAAAGUCUCAGACCACAAGCUUUAUGAGAUGAUCAAGUAUUGUUUGUUGCGCACUCUGAAGCAGUGUCAGAUGCAGAGGGAGCUGCUACUGGCUGCCGGGAAGGAACUGGUGUGGCAUGGGAGGACCCAGAACGAGCCAGCACACUACUGCAGCAUCUGUGAAGUGGAAGUGUUUGACCUGCUGUUUGUAACCAGCGAGAGCAACAGCAGGAAAACAUACGUGGUGCACUGCCAGGACUGUGCCCGUAGGGGGAGCGCUAACCUGGACAACUUUGUGGUGCUGGAGCAGUACAAGAUAGAGGACCUCAUGCAGAUUUAUGACCAGUUCACACUUGCGAGUCCCCUGCCUUCCUCCUCUUGAUGGUGAUAUUCUCUCGUUCUGAGGACUUUUAGUACCACAAAUCAGAAACUCUCCGGAAACCUUGUUUUUUCUUUUCUCUCUCUCUCGCUCUCUCUUUUUUUUUUUUUUUCUUUUUCUUUUUUUAAAGUUUGUUUCUUCUGAUAUUCAGGAAGUAAGCCGGCAGUCACCCAACUGCACCCUGUAGCUAAUCCUAUAAGGCAGCUGCCUGAAAGCUGUGUGUCUAUGCAACCUGCCCAGAGUGGUGUGCCACCCCCAACCCCCCCACCCACCCACCCAAACAAGUGGACUAGAGGGGGUGAACGGUAGCGCCACCUGUCAUCACGACCAGACUGUUCUACUGCUGGCUCAGCCGGACUUCACCCCAAAAACCACACAAAAUCACAAAAGGAGGGGAAAAGUCAAAUUUUGUACAUAUUAAGUUUAAACUGGCAACAUCAUCACGCAAAGACUACUGACUCGAUAGUUUUCCUGUUCCCCGCCAUUUUUGUCUUCUGUUUGUGAGUUCACAAGAGCUUUGUUCCCUCCUUCCCCUCGAUGACACAAGUACAUUAGCAUAGCGGGUCUUUUGUAUGUUAGACACCUCCUCGGUCAGGAACAUGAGUUAAAAACUGUUUUGUAAUGCGAAACGUUGAGUGACAGAUUCUUUGAGACAUUUCCCUUCGUUUGUUUGUUUUGGAUUUUUUGUAAUCACUUAAGUUUUUUUGAUUAUGCUGCAAGUAUGAUGAGACUUUGGUUCCUUUGGGUUGAGGGAGAGGAAAUGAGUUGUAGGCCAUGUCACAAAGAAAAAGGGUUGCACAUAGUUGAAAGAGUGAACUUAAAUUUGUGAUGUUUUCUUUUUGUAUUUGGUUGUAAAUUACACUAUUUAUAAAUGCCUAUUUAUUGCCUGAAAAAUAUUUGUUGAUGGAAUGCUGUACUUUUUUUUCCCAGAGUACCUGCCAUUAAAUUUGAAGGAGCCUUGUGAUUUUUUUUAAAGCAGGGCCCCUCAUAACGUUUUCUAUAUGAAUAAAACUGCUUAGUAAGCAUUGUACAGAGACCUUACAUUGAAAUGGGUUUAUUGUUUGAAGGAUGUUUUAUGCGUCAAUAAACAAAACCGGUCUUUAUUUA
Molecule: messenger RNA, 6538 nt
Organism: Haplochromis burtoni (Burton's mouthbrooder)
Lineage: Eukaryota; Metazoa; Chordata; Actinopteri; Cichliformes; Cichlidae
Gene: kdm6a
Product: lysine (K)-specific demethylase 6A
Exons: 25
Coding region: 1844-5434 (1196 amino acids)
Biological process (GO): heart development; regulation of gene expression
Cellular component (GO): MLL3/4 complex
Molecular function (GO): chromatin DNA binding; protein binding; RNA polymerase II cis-regulatory region sequence-specific DNA binding
Source: RefSeq, a predicted model, not a curated record